Molecule: messenger RNA, 1330 nt
Organism: Anolis sagrei ordinatus
Lineage: Eukaryota; Metazoa; Chordata; Lepidosauria; Squamata; Anolidae
Product: arylacetamide deacetylase-like 4
Cellular component (GO): membrane
Molecular function (GO): carboxylic ester hydrolase activity; lipase activity
Source: RefSeq, a predicted model, not a curated record
UUCCGAAGCUCUCAUGGUGUUUCUCCUGGCUCUUUUGUCCCAGGUGGCCAGCCUGGCGGCCACUCUUUUCUCCCUACUGCUGUCAUGGGCCCUUUUCUACCAUUUCUCCACCACCCAAAUGCCUGCUGGAAUUGGUCAGCCGUUGAAAGUCAGGAUCCUGCAUGUUUGCAGCAUCAUGGUUUACUGCCUGGGCCACAUUUUAUGGCAAAUAGGCCUCUGUGGUCGAUUUACUGUCCUCCAGCUCCUCGUCGAUGGAUUCCCAUCAAGGAAAGACCCAUCGCUCUUCAUUAAGGAUACAUACUUCAACACCAUACCAGUCCGGAUCUACCAACCCAAAGAACCUUCUUCUGAACCAAGGAAAGGAGUCAUCUUCUUUCAUGGAGGAGGUGGCACAUUUGGAAGCAUUGAUGCCUAUGAAAGCGUGUGCUCUUACAUGGCCCGGAAAAGUGAUUCGGUGGUCGUGUCUAUUGGGUACCGCCUUGCUCCAGAGCACCACUAUCCUGUCCAGUUGAAUGACUGCAUCGCAGCCGCCGAGUAUUUCAUGAAGAACAUUGAAGGCUUUGGGGUCAACCCCGCUCGCAUUGUCCUGAGUGGCGAUUCCAUUGGAGGAAUGAUGGCCGCGUUCCUGGCCCAAGAGCUAGCGAAGAGGAAGGACCUUCCAAAACUGCGGGCUCAGAUCCUGGUGAGCCCAUUCCUCCAGGCCCUGGAUUUCAACUUUCUUUCAUACCAAGAAAACCGGCUGGUCCCUUUUCUUUCCCAGAACGAUUUCCUGCAUUUGAUGUUCCUCUACAUCAGCAGAAACACAUCGUCAACGGAGAUCGCCGUGUCGGAAACCCACAUCCCCGAAGAGAAGAGAGUCAUCUACCAGAAGUGGCUCAAUGCGGAUGACAUCCCCAAAGAACUGAAAGCGAGAGGGUUCUACCAGGAGUUACAGAUCUCCACUUGUCCCCUGGACAAUAUCCACACCUUAAUGAAAAUGAUCACAGAGACCCAUAUUUCCCCGCUUAUAGCCGAAGAUGCCAUCAUUCGGCAGCUUCCGGACACCUUCAUCUUAACCUGUGAAUAUGACGUCCUGAGAGAUGAUGGCCUCUUGUACAAGAAACGGUUGGAGGACAACGGGAUCAAGGUCUCGUGGUGCCACCUCAAAGAUGGGUUCCAUGGAGUCUUCCUCCUUUACAAUCGCUUGUUCCUCAAUUUCGCCUUCUGCCAAAGAGGAUUAGAUAGAGUAGUGAGCUACAUCAACAGUUUGUAGGCAUGCAGUUGUCCAGGUCGAUGUCAGGUUAGAAGCCUUCCUCUUUUGCAAUGGCCAUCAGUGAGAUGUGUGCGGGUC